CCCCGCGGGCGGCCAUAGGAGGCUCGGGAGCGCUCCGGAGGGCUGCGUCUUGGCGCCGGAGACCCUGAAAGUGACCAUGGACCGGAGGAAAAAGCCUUUGGACGUUACGGCCUCCUCGUUGGUGGAUCUGAAGGCGGAACUCUUCCGCAAACAAGAAGAAUUCAAGCAAGAAAAGCACCUGAAAGAUUCUGGCGUUUGGGAAAAACCAAAGACAUCGAAUAAGAAACCCAGCAUCUGGAGCAAGCAGAACACAGGGGUCUCCACCCGGGCCGAGAAGGAUGCGGAACAGAGGGCUGAGGAGCAGAAGACGCUGGACAGGGCGAGGGAAAAAUUAGAAGAAAAAGCCAAGUUAUACGAAAAAAUGACUAAAGGAGACUUUAUAGACGAGGAGGUGGAGGAGCUGUACCUCGUGGACUUCACCCAGAAGCUCAUAGACAAGCGCAGGGAGAUGGAGGCUUCCCGUGCCGCCAGAGAGUCCCGGAACACGGCCGAGAGGGACGACGAGGACGACGAGCGUCUCUCAGACAGAGACAUACCUCCCCCCCAGGACCCCAGUGAGGAAUGGGUGGAUUACGUGGACUCUCUGGGGCGAUCCCGGCGCUGCAUGAGGAAGGACCUGCCGGGUCUGCUGGAGAUGGACAAGAACCUGCAGGGGAGACUCUUCGUCAGUCCUGCCAACGAGAAGACCCUGCUGUCGGAGGACAUGAGGAAGGAGCUGCAGCGUCAGCAGUGGGAGGAGGAGGAGCGGGAGGCCCUGCAGCGGCCCGUGGGUCCCCUGCACUAUGAGGACAUCCGGGAGAACGAGGCCCGGCAGCUGGGCGUUGGGUAUUUUGCCUUUGCCCGAGACCAGGAGCUGAGGAGCAAGCAGAUGAAGACCUUGGAGACGCUGCGCGAGCAGACAACAGAUCAGAGAAUCAAACGGGAAAACAUAAAGGAAAAGCGGAAGGCUCUGUUGGAAGCCAGGUUGGCCAAGCUGCGCCAAAAGAAGAUGAAAAAAUCCAAAGAGGACGGGACGGAAGAGGGCCACCCAGACGCAGCUGUUAUUGGGCCUCCGGCUCCAGAACCAGAAGCUGGGCCAGCUCCGCCUCCUGCUGCCCAGAGCAGCAAAGUCGAAGUCAUCAUCCAGGAGAGGAGGGACACCAAGCCCGGCGUGCCACACGUCCGCGAGUGGGACAGAGGGAAGGAAUUUUCCUUUGGAUACUGGUCCAAGAGGCAGUCAGACCUGCGGGCCGAGCGAGACCCCGAGUUUGCCCCGCCAUCCGAUUACUUUGUGGGUCAGAAGAGAACUGGUGCUUGCAGUGGCCAGACGUGGAACAGACCUGGACCAGCACCGGGUGACCCAGGGCAGCGGCCUGGCCAGAGCCAGGAGCCCAGCUCCGCACAGUCACCGUCGUCCUCUGCCCCUGGAGGCCCACCCCAACCCCCCAGGGUCACCUUUGAGACUCUGGAUGAGAUGAUCUCCUAUUACAAGCAGGUGACAUGACCUGGGACGCAUUCUGCCUUGGUGUGUGCUGUGGACAGCGUCUUCCUCUCAGAGAGGGGACACAGCUUUAGGGACAGGCUUCCUGUCCUCCUGUACUGUCCCUGGAAGGCCUGGGCUCCAGGCUGGAUUUCCCACUGAGGGACAGAAGGGACGAGAACCGUUGGCAGUGGGCAGUUCCUUCCCCUCUGAUGGGUGGAGGCUCCCUGUGUCCCUUCACACGGCCCCGAUCCAGUUAGGGUCCCCUUGGACUGCAGCUGUGCGGCUGUGGAGGAGGAGAAGCGUGGGUCCCCUGAAGUCGAGGACUGGGACUGGUCCAUGCCCACCCGUGACCCAGAUCCAAGGUCCCGUUCCCAGACCCUGCGAAUCCCCGAGCCUUCGUUUCAGAGAUCCAGCUUCCAGGUCCCUUGACCGGGCGCAGGUGGGGGACAGUGAGUGGGGUCAGGAUGGUCCAGCAUCCACGAGGACCCUGGAGCUGGUGGCAUAGAGUCACACUGCCGUGGUGAGACCAGGGAAGGGCGCUUCAUGAGAGGCCGAUGAGGAAGUCCUUGACGUGCUUCUGCCGUCAACACUGUCCCUUCCGCACACCUGCGUGCACAGCGGCCGUCUGACAAGUGUGUUCAGGACCCGGGUGUCCCGGAGGCUGCUGGGCCCAAAGCCCGCUGCUCCUUAGUUGUGACAAGUAAAGCUGUUCGGCCCUCCUGCCCCUCGGUCCCCCGUUCCCCCAAGCCUCCCUCAGUCCCUGAGUCCCCUGGGGCCUUACUAACAAGGUGAGCACUGUCUGAGCCACCCAGGCCCUGAGAAAGCCACCUCUGAACUCUAGAAAGACGGGCGAAGCCAUCAGACCUGUGUCAUGGUGUCACCAGUUGGUCUCGUCAUCAAACCCUCUUUCCACGCCUACUCAUUGGGCCCCACUAGACCAGCUGCCUUUUCUGCAGAAAGCGACAGGUGACCCUAAAAUCCACCAGGAGAUGCAAGGGACCCGGAGUAGCCACCAGAGUCUUGUCAGGGGACAGAGCCUGGGGACUGUCACUGCCCGAGUCGCACACGUACUGCGCAGCCCCAGUCCGUGAUCCCGAGGGCCUGGUGUUGGCCCAGCACAGGCCACAGGUCAGGGGCAAGCCUGGCUUCAGGGUCUCUUGGCUUUUGACAAGGACAAGGCCAAGACCGUCCAGGGGGAGAGAGGAGCCUCCAGCAGGGACCUGGGCCCCCCGAACGUCCCAGGCACAAUGAUGACCUUGGGCUUUUAUCUUGUCCCAUAGACAAAAAUCAGCCAAAAACUUAAAUAUCAGGAGUAGAAGAACCAACCGCUGAAGUGGUCUGUAGGACAGAGGAAGAGGCCAAAAAUAUUGGAAUAGUAAAAGGAAUCAGAGCCGCGGGACACCAAGAGACAAGUAGGAAAGGGGAGACCCAGUAGAUGACAGGAGGAAGGCGGGAGGAGGGGCUCUGUCAAGCUGUCACCAGGAGGACGAGGGGUGGACGCAGCCAGGGGGCAGAAGGGGCCCGACAAGUACCACAGACCAUCCUGGACAGCAGCAGUGAGCACCUCACCUCGUGGCCACUGUUGAGUGGCCGCUGUGGGGCACACUGCCUCCGGGUCACAGAGACAGGUGACCCUCUCUCCAGGCCCUUGUGACAGCAUAAACCCAGUUCUUGAGUCCUCAGCCCAGUGCAGUGCGGCUGUGCUCUGGGGAUCCGCAGCCCGGUUCCCAGGCCUCCCCGUUCCUCCAGGUCCUGUUGGUAGCAGCCUGUCCAGCAGGUGGCGGUAGAGACCCUCAAGUUCAGGUCCAGGUGCAAGGGCAGCGCUGCCCUGUAGGAACCCCGGCCACCAGUGUCUU
Urocitellus parryii (Arctic ground squirrel) is the source of this 3318-nucleotide messenger RNA. RefSeq names its product coiled-coil domain containing 174 (gene Ccdc174). The record is from RefSeq and is a predicted model, not a curated record. NCBI's taxonomy places the organism in Eukaryota, Metazoa, Chordata, Mammalia, Rodentia, Sciuridae. Gene Ontology annotation, cellular component: nucleus.